AUGUCAUCUUCGCUAAAAACCUUAGGCCCUCUCUUGGUCCUGCUGUUUCCCCUAUGCGGGCUCCUUGCAGACAGCCAGAACCUUUCCUGGAGGGAAUUCAUGAAACAGCACCACCUGAGUACAAGCUGGGAAUUCGGUGACUAUAGAUGCAAUAAUCUCAUGAGGGAAAGAUAAGCUCCAAAAGACAAGAACUAUCACAUCUUCAUCUAUACCUUAUGGCACCAAAUUGAGCAUAUAUGCAUCAGGAACUGGAGAGAUCGCUACAGAAAUGUAUAUAUAUGGGCCCCAUAUCCCUUCAAAAUACUCAAGUGUGACCUGGCAAAUAACAAAAAGAGCUAUAAAGAGCAGAGGAGCUACAGCUAUAUUGAAUUCCAUUGCGGCAUGAGUGGGUUUGUUGAUAGCAUAGAGGACAUCCGAUUGUUAGAAGGUAUCAGCAGCUAG
Molecule: messenger RNA, 441 nt
Organism: Pteropus alecto (black flying fox)
Lineage: Eukaryota; Metazoa; Chordata; Mammalia; Chiroptera; Pteropodidae
Gene: EDDM3B
Product: epididymal protein 3B
Exons: 1
Source: RefSeq, a predicted model, not a curated record